CCUCCGGAGGCCAACCACCACGACAAUGACGGCCACGGAACUCACGUGGCAUAUUUGCUCCUGCGAUUGGCCAAGCACGCUGAUCUACGCAUCUGCAAAGUCACUAAUUCAAGAUGCAUAUUGGAUGUUGAUAUCCAACGGAUCGCUGAAGCAAUCAUUCACUCCUCGCAAAAGGGCGAUCCUAGGAGCGAAGAUCAUGUCGAUAUCCUUACUCUUUCAUUUUGUUUCCCUAGAUACGAUGACGUACUCAGGCCAAUCUACCACGCUAUCCUUAAGGCACAAGCGAACGGUGUCAUCAUUUUUGCAGCCUCGGGCAACGAGUGUGGUGACGCAGGUCUGUCCUGGCCUGUCUCGCUGUAUGAAAUGGGCAAUGUGAUCCAGAUCAGUUCAUCAGACGGCAAAGGCCCACCCUCUGGCUACAACCUCAGACUUGAUAUUGGCCGCUGGAUUUGCACGCUGGGCCAAGGCGUCCCAUCUUGCCAGUUACAGUUAGGCACUGAAUACCCGAUUUACAGAAGCGGGAGUUCGCUUGCGACUCCAAUAGCUGCUGCUAUAGCCGCUAUCAUACUUGGUAUUGUCGAUCAUGCCUACUCUGUCCUGUUUCCGCAAGACAUGAUAGUCCUCUGGUCUCAGCUCCGGACGCGUUUAGGCAUGGAAAAGAUAUUGUGUGAGACAUGUACAGAGGUGGGUCACAGGAGUUCAUCUUCUCCCAUCGCUCCUUGGUUCUUCUUUCAACACACCGAGGUCAUACAAAUGCAGAGAAUACGGAACAUCCUUUCGAAUAUUCGUGAUCAAGAGAAGGCAUAUAUCUGCCAGUUAUAUAUAUAUGUAUUAGAGAUGGUCGCUUAA
Messenger RNA from Trichoderma gamsii, 849 nucleotides. RefSeq lists its product as hypothetical. Lineage: Eukaryota; Fungi; Ascomycota; Sordariomycetes; Hypocreales; Hypocreaceae. The annotation marks the transcript as partial. The transcript has 2 exons. Gene Ontology annotation, biological process: proteolysis. Gene Ontology annotation, molecular function: serine-type endopeptidase activity. The record is from RefSeq and is a predicted model, not a curated record.